UUUUUUUUCACUUCCCUCCCAAAUUUGCUUCCAAGCGCAAAGGCAGGAAUGGCGCAGGCGGCGAGGCUGAGCCUGAGGAUGCAGAAGGAGCUGAAGCUUCUACUAUCCGACCCUCCUCCCGGCGCGUGCCUCCCGCUUCUCUCCCUCGACUCCGACCUCUCCUCCCUUUCCUCCAUCGACGCUGAUAUUGAAGGGCCUGAGGAUACUGUGUACGCUAAAGGGGUGUUCCGGAUUAAGAUUCAGAUUCCUGAACGGUACCCGUUUCAGCCGCCAAAUGUGACCUUUGCGACUCCGAUUUACCAUCCUAAUAUCGAUAGUGGGGGAAGGAUCUGCCUUGACAUUCUCAAUCUUCCUCCUAAAGGGUCGUGGCAACCUUCAUUGAACAUUUCGACUGUCUUAACAAGCAUUGGGCUGUUACUCAGUGAACCUAAUCCCGACGAUGGUCUUAUGUGUGAAGCAAGCAGGGAAUACAAAUACAACAGACAAGCUUUCGACCAGAAGGCGCGAUCAAUGACUCAGAAAUAUGCCAGGGCAGGAGCUAAUGUGAAUAAAUGCAGUGAACCGUGUAUUCAACUUGACCCGAAUCUGAGCAUGAUGGAAGGUGCACGGAUGCCGAAGGAAGUGCGAGAUGAAAACGGGGAACAGAAGUCUGUUCAAAAGAAGUUAUGGGGGAUGAGCCGGAAGCUGUCACUGGAUGCUUCUAGCUCUGUUGAAAAAAGAGAUGGCGAUAGAGAUGCAGAGAAGAGGCCUAAUCCACAUUCAUUUGGCUUUGGUUGUGAAGGAAAUUUGUCCAUUGAAGGAACAAAAGGAGAGCAGAGAGAUAAUAAAGAGACAGAUACUCGUGGAAAGUUAGAAUUAGGUCAGACCAAGCAGAAGCUGUCAAUCGAAUCUCGCAAUGAUGUCGUGUCCAAAAAUUCAAAGGGCAAUGUGAAUGAUGCUUCUGAUAUGAGAUGUGAGAAAGUGGAUUUCAGUGCCAGAGGUAGGAAGCUUUCCUUGGGACUGAAGGGCCCAUUGAAGAGAACGGAGAAGGACAAUAAAGAAAACAUCUUUCCAGUUGGGAAAUUACAGCUUCCAAGACCGGCGAACACUUUUGCUGAUUGUGGGAUAGCUAAGGAGUUCUCACUCAGCCCUCUAACUGAUCUGCAGGAGAUUGAGAGGAUCGAGAAAAAUCAGGCACCUUUCUCCGGGGAGAAGGGAUGCCAAGAUUUGUUGAAGUCGGUGGAAGUAGAUCUUCAUGGAGCAGAAGAAACGCCCACAUCAGACAUGGUGAUUGUGCUGGACAGCGAAGACAGUGAAGAUGAUGACAGUGGUUGUUCGAGGCGGAAAGGCUUGCUUGGAAGAAAGCGGCUGAAGAACUGGAACUCUAAAGCUUGAAAAGUCUGCAGUUAACUGACUUGUUGGCCACUCUUUCCACCUGAAGUUCCAUGUUGCAGGAUCAUGACUUGGAGCUGUGUUUAGUUUUUGGUGGUUCUUGCUCUAGGAUUAGUUCCGGCUAGAAGAAAGAACAUUGUAGAUAAGUACAUCAAGAAAAAAAAAAUGUAGGUAAGUAGAUGAGACUCCUCGUUAAUUCUGCUCCUGCGAGCAGGAUGCUUUAAUAUGAAUGUUGCUGUAUGUUGUAAAUCCAAUGUUGCUUUCACGAAUUCAUUUGAUCCUGUGAUUUUAUAUGAAGCCAAAUGAAGGAUAUCUACUUUUCCUGAUCU
This is a messenger RNA of Punica granatum (pomegranate), 1700 nucleotides long. Lineage: Eukaryota; Viridiplantae; Streptophyta; Magnoliopsida; Myrtales; Lythraceae. The record is from RefSeq and is a predicted model, not a curated record.